Messenger RNA from Rubroshorea leprosula, 1314 nucleotides. The record is from the annotation of a GenBank genome assembly. NCBI's taxonomy places the organism in Eukaryota, Viridiplantae, Streptophyta, Magnoliopsida, Malvales, Dipterocarpaceae.
CUGCAUCAUCUUUUUGUUUUUUUUUCCCAGAACAUUAUUGCUGAUAUGCGCAAGGUUUUGGCAAAAACUCCUCAAGUAGAACAGCAAAAGUUGCACAGAAGAGUUUUUCUGGAAAAUAUUGAUCCAGAAAACCAGGCUCUCAUGAUUUUGGUAUCUUGCUUUGUGAAAACCUCACAUGUCGAAGAGUACCUUUGUGUUAAGGUAAGAUCUGUUUGUUACUCUGUGCUUCAUGAAAAUAUAUGCUGUUAAUGCAAGGUGAUAUCUAUUGAAGGGUCACACAUGAAUAUGCACUAGCAAGCAUGUAAUGCAGAUGUACAUGCACACACACACAGACAUGUUUAUAGUGGUAGAGAUGGCUAUAUUCUGUUAGUGCCUGAUGAUAGCAAUGCAACAGGAAGUAUUACUCUUGGAUCUUCUAAGAGUUAUUAGUCAUCACCGGGCCCGGCUUGCCACCCCCAUGCGUAGAGUGCAGAAUAUAUACAACGAGCCUGAGUUGGAAGAUUUACCUUUUGCUGACACCAGUUUUACUCGUGAUAGAGUAUCUAACCGUCCCCUUCUCUUGAUCGAACCCUCUUACAAGAUCCAUGCUGAUGACAAAGUCAAAGCUUCAACUUCUUCAGUAGAAACAAAUGAAGAAAAAGAUUCUAAGGUUGAAGCAUUGUCUGCAACCGACUCAAAGGCAAAUACCAAAUCUGGAUCUGUUGUACAUUUGAAAGAAGACAGUGUCGCUGCAGCAUCAGCUUCCAACUCCAGCUCAAGCUCUGAAGUGCCACAAUCCGAACCCAAAGGCGGGAAUGAUAUGGUGCCUGGUAAUAAUGUCCAAAAUUGUUCUGAAGAGCAAUUAAAACGAAGCAGGGAGAUAACCUCAGAAGGAGCAAUAUCAGAAAACUCUCCUGUUACUAAACCGCAAUCCAGCAAUGGAAAAUCUGAAAACCUGUUGACAGUUUCACGAGCAAAGCAAGAUGUUGAGAGGCCUCCCGCAUCACCACCAGUAACCAAGUCUUCCUUGGAAGAUAACAUUGUUCUUGGUGUUGCUCUAGAUGGUUCAAAACGCACCCUUCCGAUUGACGAAGAAAGAACUCCGAACGAUGGUCAGGUGCCUUUAGUUCCAGGUGGCACUAAAAAUGAUAAGUAGGAUAGGCAAAGGUGAAUCUGCUGCUGUUAGGCGUAGUUCUACAACAUGUAAUGUCCAGCUGUGUUUUUAAAGCUGGCAUUGUACAAUGCACAGUAUCGUGCUUAUAAUGUUAUAGGGAUAAUUCUUUUAUUUUAAUUUUUUAUAUAAUUUUCAUAUGUCAUUAAAUGAGUUGAUAUAUU